This is a messenger RNA of Rhipicephalus sanguineus (brown dog tick), 3978 nucleotides long. RefSeq names its product protein cycle. Gene Ontology annotation, cellular component: aryl hydrocarbon receptor complex; cytoplasm; transcription regulator complex. Gene Ontology annotation, molecular function: DNA-binding transcription factor activity, RNA polymerase II-specific; RNA polymerase II cis-regulatory region sequence-specific DNA binding; protein dimerization activity. The record is from RefSeq and is a predicted model, not a curated record. The coding region runs from base 336 to 1784 and encodes 482 amino acids. NCBI's taxonomy places the organism in Eukaryota, Metazoa, Arthropoda, Arachnida, Ixodida, Ixodidae. Gene Ontology annotation, biological process: regulation of transcription by RNA polymerase II. The transcript is spliced from 10 exons.
CGCUUUCCACAGGUGCAACCAGAUGGCAGCGCGUCCGCUGCAGCGUCCACUUGGCUAACUUGGCUUGUGCACGUCGGCGGUCAGCUACCACCGCAGGCUCACGUCAGUAUCUGCUUUUAUGACGUGUGUUGUAUUCAUUCCGAGACCCGUUGGUCUUCGCAGUGAACUUCGGAAGAUCAGCAGCAAUGAACCACGCAUCAUAUAGGAUACAUAUCGUCUGAAAAUAGAUGUUGUUGCCGGUCACUGUCGUCAGGAGGCUGAAAUUGCUCCGUGUUCGGUGUUUAUAAAAAAACAAGGACGCAUCACCACACGGGUGGUGAUGUAGCAGUCUUCCAAUGGCACUGAUGACGAUGUCCAUGAAGAGCGCCCCUUCCAAGGGUCCCGUCAGCUCUCCCCUCGCCUGUGCCAUGGAAAGUUCGAGCAGCCGAAUGCAGCGCAACUUUGCCGAGAAGCAGCGUCGGGACAAGCUGAACAGCUACAUCAAUGAGCUGGCCAACAUUGUGCCCAUGGUCUCCAUGGCUUCCAAGCGGCUGGACAAGACCAGCAUUCUCCGGCUCAGUGCAGCGCACCUCCGCUUUUAUCAGACACCACUUGCCUCUGAACGAGGAAAAGUUACGAAAACCAAGUGGAGACCCAAAUUUCUCAGCACUGAUCACCUAAAAGAUCUCCUCGAGGUUGUCGAUGGCUUCGUGCUAGUCACCUCAACAACGGGCAAGAUUAUAUACAUUUCUCCAUCAGUGGAGCGCUUUCUCGGCCAUCAAAAUAUUGAAAUGAUUGGUCACUCCAUCUUCACGUUCCUGCACUCUGCGGACGUGCAGGCCGUACAUGACUGUUUUGAGUCGCUGGUCAGAGGGCCCAUGCAGCGCCGAGGCGACUGGAUCAGUUCAGAGCGAUGCUCUUUCUUCUGCCGCAUUCGUGAGCGCAGCCAACCUCGCUCCGAGGUGCUCACUUACCAGGUAAUCCAGGUGGUGGGCCACUUGACUGGGCCAGCCUCGGACAAGGCCGAUGGGCCAGGCUCCAAUUGCCUUUUCAAAACCUUCGUGCGGCUGGUCAACACCAACCCAUACAAAGAGCUUUCCCUACGAGAGGCCUGCCAGGACGAGUAUGUCACACGGCAUAAACUCGACGGCACCAUCAUUUUUGCGGACCACAGGCUGUCUACUCUGACGGGUCACCUUCCUCAUGAGGUGUUGGGAGUGUCAGCCCACAAGUACCUGCACCCAAGUGACAUGGCCAUCGCCAUGUUUGCACAGAAACAAAUGUUUGCCAGCAACUCAGGGAAAGGUGUUGUUGUCUAUCGUCUGAGGACUCGUGAUGAUUCGUUCAUUUUCCUCCGUUCUUCAGGCUAUCUGCAAUACGACCAAGGCACAAUGCAGAUGGACCACUUUGUGUGUAUCAACACGCUAAUGACGGAAGAGGAAGGACAACGAGAACUACAGACCUUCUUUGAGCGCUUCUCACCGCACAUCACAGCCAUGUCCGUGCAAGAGCUUGGCGAGUUCUUUGCCUCGUACGCAGCCCGUCGCACAGCCAAGCUGGCUGGCUUCACCGAGGGCAACGCCACGCAAAACCCCCUGUCCCUGUCGCGGUUGGUGGAGCCCAACCUAUACCUGGGCUCAGACUGCCUCGUCAAGAUCAAGAGGGAGCCCCACGACCUGCAGAGCGAUGCCCUCAUCCACGGUUCAGAGGCGGCGCACGGCUCCUGGCACAUGAGCCAAGAAUCGUCCUUUCAAAACUCUGUACAGCAAGACGACAACUACGACGACGAUGACGAAGACACAUAGUGGUACUAGGAGACACGAUUAUGCUGUACAGACUCCCCUAUCAUGUGCGCGUGUGAACAUUUCAUGAGGACUUUGCAAGCCUGCACCACCGAACUGUGUGUGUGUGUGUGUCAGUGUUUGUGCACUGAACUUGCAUGGAAAAAAAAAACUGACGGCCAGUGCAAUAUAGUGCAGUGUGCAGUCUGGUCUGUGGAAGGGACCAAAGCAACAAGGCUGCUUCUGCUGUUCCCGCAGGGUGGCGCAACACACCACACUCGCUUUCCCUCUCUCUCUCUCUUUCUCAUGACCGCCACCGCUGUGCUCCGCCCCUUGUUGCCAUACUUCCCUGUCGCACAAAGGGUCUAGCGGUCGAGACCAGGACAUUGGGGGGAAACAGACUGUAGUAGGUUGCAUUGUGAGAUCUUUUUCUUAUUCCCCCACUCGCAGCAUUGUUCUUGUUCGCAUUUUGGGACAUUUUUUUUUUUUUUCGCAGUGUUGAGCAUCUGGUGUGUCUUUUUUUUUUUAUCUAAUGCUGCACAGGCACCGCAAGAAUUGUUUUGUCCAAAGCAAUGUGUGCAACUCCCUGUUUUGCGGUGCAGAACAUUCUAGUCUUUCUCAUGUGCUUCACUGUUGAUUUCUCUUUUUUUUUUAAUAUUAUUUUUUUUUUACACCACUACCCAUCAUCUCCAUUAGGGUGGCAGUGUCAUGUGCAGUCCUUAAAUGAGAGCCUUGAAGGAGUUAUUUUCAUAUUGUCAUGUUGGGAAGAUAACAUGAUAUAUAUAUGUAUAUAUAUAUAUAUAUAUAUUACAUACAUAUAUAUAUAUGUACACUCGCGCACACACGCACACACACACACACACACACACACACACACACACACAAAUAUACUCCCAGUGCUCAAUGAUUCGCAUCUUUGAAUGUAGUUUUAGAAUCGGACAAAGCUCAAAUCAGCCUGUGGUUGCAUUUACCAAGGAUCUCUGGCUUUGGCGUUAGAAAGUGUUUGGAAUUGCAUGACCAAUGAAUUAGCAAGAGGCAGCAGUCAAAGCAUAAUCUACAGUGAUAUGUCAGUAUGCCUGAGCUUUUCACCCUCCUUCACCCUCAACCCAAUUGCCUGGUCACGUGACCAUCCAACGUUGCGGCCAGUUUUGAACCGGGACUUAGUGCAAAUCAUCACAUCGCUCUUCUCCCCCAUAGCGCCCUUCUAUCACCCCUUUUCUUCACCUGGCUGUUCUGUUUGUAUGUACAAAAAAAAAAGAAAGGGCAUGCAUGACAACAUAUUUAAUAUACGUGUAUGUCUCUAGUGCAAUCGGAGAGUGCUUGUAAAUGUGCAUUGUGAUCGUGCACAACUUUUUUCCAGGCAAGCCGCAGUCGUUGCUCUUUUUUACAUUUUUGGCGUCUCGGUGUUGUUGUCCAGUAAAGCCACUGGAAGUUUGUUUCUCCUUAGGCUUGUUUACCUUUUUUUUGUUGAUUGGUUGGUUGAAGGCAGAUAUUAGAAAAAAAAGUAAAAUAACCACUGAUAUGCUUCACUCACAAGUUGUUUGGGGCUUCUACAGGGCCAGAUAAGCUUCUCUAGAUUCUAUAUUUUAGGGCUCAAGCACUGCCGAGCAUUGCUUAUAAGGGCCCUGUGCGGCACAAUCGUUACUUGAGGAGCACCAGGAACUCUUCGCUUUUGAAGGAAAGAGAGAGAAAAAAUAUAUAUAAGGCUAUUUUUUACUAGUGCUUUUUGAGGUGGGUUAGCUUGUAGCCAAGAUAUCAAAAGGACAGUUUGCCGCUGCCCGCUGCAGAGCUGUUUUUACUGAAUUGUUAUCGAGCACUCCUUCACUGAAAAAGCUGUGCAAAAAUGUAUAAAAAAUGCGAGGGAAAUGCUUGAUUGGAAGUCAUAGCUUGGUGGUAAUCUUUACUGUGGAUAGCGUUACGUGCAUUGGAGGGGUGCUACAUCACUGGAGCUUCUACAGAACACUGUUACCUUUUUGCGGCUUCUAAUUUUUAAACAUGUUGAUGUUUGGAAUUUUCUUAAAUGAAGUAUUCAUAUUGCACUUGUAACAUAUUUUUAUGUCCUUUUGCAGCAUGCCUGUGUGGUUGUAAGGCACAACUUGUUACCUGGCUCAAGUUUUCUUGUAAACUCUAGUUGAAAGCAUGUGAAAUGUGUAUAAAAUGCCUUGUGAUAUAUGACAGCCAUUGUGUAGUUCAAAUGAAAAAAAAAAUACAUUUGGAA